Molecule: messenger RNA, 933 nt
Organism: Prunus armeniaca (apricot)
Lineage: Eukaryota; Viridiplantae; Streptophyta; Magnoliopsida; Rosales; Rosaceae
Source: the annotation of a GenBank genome assembly
AUGAGUUGUUUGUUAUAUGUCAGGACAGUAAAUGGAUAUGGUCAUGGGGAUGAUUACAGAGGAAGCAAUGAAUCACAGAUGACUAAAUAUUCAAGGGAGGCAUUAAUUCAGCUCUUAAAUCUGGUGCAGUUGAAACUACAUCCUAGGAUAUCAAUUUUUGAUGAAGUUUUCAAGCUAAUGUCACGGUUAGACUUGGUGGUAGACUUUUCUGAAUUCUCGCGCUUCUAUGAUUUUGUUUUCUUUAUGUGCCGUGAAAAUGGUCAGAAGAAUAUCACUGUAAAUAAGGCGAUUACUGCAUGGAGGUUAAUAUUAGCUGGGAGGUUUCGGUUGCUGAAUCAAUGGUGUGAUUUUGUUGAGAAAAAUCAGCGGCAUAACAUCUCUGAAGAUACCUGGAGGCAAGUUUUAGCUUUUAGCCGGUGUGUGCAUGAAAAUUUGGAAGGGUAUGAUCCUGAAGGAGCUUGGCCUGUUUUAAUAGAUGACUUUGUUGAACAUAUGUACAGGGUUUCAGGAUCUAAUGAAAAUUCUAACUUCAACUGUAACUGUGGUGAUUCAGAAUCCUGGUCAUGCACAUAUGAUGAUCCUCUACCUGGCUUGAAGAUUUUACCUGGUUUGAAGAGGAAGUUACCUGGAGACCUUCAAAUUGACGAAAUGGAGUCCUCAGCCACCCUCUUCCCCACACAUCCUGCAGACUUGAAGCCUGCAUUAAGCAUUAAGAGAAGUCGGCCGAUGUCUUACAUACCAGCAAACUGGGAGGACAAUACAACAGGAAGUACUGUAGAUGGCUGCAUGGAAACCAUUAGACAUAGCAGUCCAUUGAAUUCUUCCAAAUCUCCAUGUGCGGUUGAAGGUUGCCUGUUGAAGGGAUUUGCAGGGCUGCUUUCAACACGUUCCUGUCUGCAGUUUGAUCGGGACAGGGGAGUUUCAUUUACAUAG